Messenger RNA from Exophiala xenobiotica, 657 nucleotides. RefSeq lists its product as uncharacterized. Bases 1 to 657 code for a protein of 218 amino acids. The record is from RefSeq and is a predicted model, not a curated record. Lineage: Eukaryota; Fungi; Ascomycota; Eurotiomycetes; Chaetothyriales; Herpotrichiellaceae. The transcript has 2 exons.
AUGCGCUCCUCCAUUACCUUCGCCAUCGCUGCAUUGUUGGCGGCUGCCGUUCAAUGUUCGGCACACUCAGGGUACGGUGGCAGCAGGCAUCCUCGCUACGAAAACUGCGCUCCAAGUCAAAACGGCAGCUGCACUGGCUGUGGGACUGAUUACGUCCAAUGCGGUUCCAAUACUUGCUACAACCCGAAGGCUGGCGAGACUUGCUGCUCAAAUGCUUAUGGGAAACGACGUGCUUCUUUCAAUUGCCGGUAUGAGGACAACUACGAUGACGACUACAAUAGCACGACUACAUCAGUACCGUCCACUACCACUACCAUUACAUCGACCACGACCAACACCAUUACCGUCAGCGCCACAACCUCUUCUUGCGCCCUGACCAGCUCCACUACUGGCCUUCCUAUUACCAGCUCUGUCGCUUCGUAUGGCAACACCACCACGGUGGCAUUGAACACCACAACUUCGACCCUCUCAGUCGCCAACGCUACCGGUGUCCUUCCGACCUCCAACAUGACGUUGAACGCCACCAAGCCUCCGUCUGCCACUAUCAGUCCUCCAAUCAGCGGGUACAAGGGCGAUGCUUCUGGUCUGCAGGGCCAAGCUUCGGCAUCUUUGUUCGCUCUCAAUUGCCUGAUCUUCAUGUGUACUCUGCUGCUGUAA